AUGCAGACAAUCAGAGAAAGGGGACAAAGAGCAGCAGUUCACGCCGUGCGCCAUGACGCGCAUAAGAGCGAGAACCGAAGAAAAGCCCCGCUGGAUGGGACCAAAGUCCGCUGCAGUUCAUCCUUCCGGCCACACGGGGGCAAGGCAGCCCAUGAGAUCCCCACGCAUAGAGGGACCCGCGUCCAAGUCUUGGAACCAUAUAAAUGCUUGGAGUGUGGAAAGAGUUUCAGUCAUAGCACGUACCUUACUUUACACAAGAGAAUUCACACAGGGGAAAAACCAUACAAAUGCUUGAAGUGUGGAAAGACCUUCAGUCAGAAUGCACACCUGACUUCUCAUCAGAGACUGCAUACAGGAGAGAAGCCAUAUAAAUGCUUGGAAUGUGGAAGGACCUUCACUCAGAGCUCACACCUCACUUUACAUAACAGAAGCCACACAGGAGAGAAACCUUAUAAAUGCCUGUCAUGUGGAAAGAGCUUCAGUAAUAGCACAUACCUCACUUGCCAUCAAAGAAUCCAUACAGGGGAAAAGCCAUAUACAUGCUUUGAGUGUGGGAAGAGCUUCAGUCAAAACACAAGCCUUACCACACAUCAGAAAAUCCACAGGGGGGAGAAACCGUAUACUUGCUUUGAAUGUCGCAAAAGCUUCAACUCAAGUUCAAAACUCACAUCUCAUCAGAGAAUCCAUACAGGAGAGAACCCAUACAAUUGCUUGGAGUGUGGAAAGAGCUUUCGAUGGAACACAAAAUUUACAGCCCAUCAGAGAACACACACAGGAAAGACACCAUAAUAGAAUAAGAUCGUGUUGGAAGCAUUGCAAUACUUUCGACUCUGCUUGCCUUCAAAGAGAAUGCUUUGAGGCAAACCAUCCAAAGCAUGGACUGCUGGAGGUUAUUCAGUCUUUGCUGUUACUUGCCAUCAAGUCAUCUCCAACACUAUGAAUGGGCGCUCUCCAAGAGGUCCUACCUGUGGCAGCCAUGCUGAGCUCUUCCAAAUUCAAGGCUGUGGCUUCCUUUAUGCAGUUGAUCCAUCUCCUUUUUGGUCAUCCUCUUCUUCAUCUGCCUUUGCCUUUACCUUGCACGAUGGUCUUCUCCAGCAUGUCAUGCUUUCCCAUGAUGUACCUGAAGUGUGACAGCUUCAAUUUUCUCAUUUCUGGUUCCAGGGGUGUUCUUAAAAAUGCAUAAUACAUGGUUCCUUGGCAAUUAGUUUACAGCUCAUGGCCCAGGAAAUAGCAGUCUGGGUAAGGGGUAGCACAUAUCAAGGACAUGCAAAGUGAAAGCAGCAGAAGGAAACCAAUUAUGCAUUGAAUGGACUCCAUAAAGGAACCGACAGCCUGGAGUUGAAACGAACUCAGCAGGGCUGCCAAGAACAGGGCUUUCUGGAGGGCUUUCUCCCAUAGGGUCUCCAUAAGUCAGAGCAUUUAUAUUAUUAACGAUUAUUCUUUAUAUCCUUAAUGAUGUUUUGCAUCAGAUUCUGGAACUCAAAAGGAAAAUGAGGAGCCCAAAGAGCUGGCCAAGCCAGGACCAACCUGAGGGUACAUAGCACCAUUGGCAAGGAGAGCAUUUUGUGGCCCCCAGCGUUUGUGUGGCAUUUCGAAGUUGUGUUGAUUAUGUUUCAAUGUAUUCCAUUGAUUUUUUUAAAAAAAUCCUGAACCAAUGACCUUGGGGAAAAAUGUUUGAAAGUGAACAUUCAUUGUCAAAACCUUUGUAAAAUUUGAGCUGAGAUGGUUUAAAACA
Messenger RNA from Varanus komodoensis (Komodo dragon), 1735 nucleotides. RefSeq names its product gastrula zinc finger protein XlCGF49.1-like. The coding region runs from base 1 to 789 and encodes 262 amino acids. The transcript has 2 exons. NCBI's taxonomy places the organism in Eukaryota, Metazoa, Chordata, Lepidosauria, Squamata, Varanidae. The record is from RefSeq and is a predicted model, not a curated record.